Sphenostylis stenocarpa is the source of this 483-nucleotide messenger RNA. The record is from the annotation of a GenBank genome assembly. Lineage: Eukaryota; Viridiplantae; Streptophyta; Magnoliopsida; Fabales; Fabaceae.
AUGUGUGGCAACGGAAGUAAGCACAUGGAAGAAGGUCUGAAAUUUGUCUAUAUCGACCAUGAAAGUUCGAGGUCAACCUACCUUUACUUCAUCUUCAAUGUUCUCAUCAUUGCACUUGGAGCUGAACCUGGUCUUCUAUCAAUUGUUUCUAAGCCUUUAGAAGACAGAAAGCAACAUGUUUCUGUCACCCAGAAACUUGUAAUGCCCCCAGAAGUGUAUGAACCUGACGAGGAAAGGGUGGAAGGAUUCUUCAUAACAGGUGGAAGUGGUGCUCCGGAUCACAGUGAAGGGAAGGCUAAGGUUAUUGAAAUGUUUGCUUCGGAUGAGAAGAUUGCUGGUGUCACUGAAGUGGAUGAGGAGAUUGAAGCAGGUGAGGGUGGGGGAGUUAAUGGGCAAGAGUUGUUUGCCAAAGCUGAGGCCUUCAUUGGGAACUUCUACAGGCAGUUAAAGAUGCAGAGAGAAGCUUAUCAGGAAACCUUUUAG